AUGAGAAGAAUCAACUAUUUUUAUGAAAUUGGGGACAUACAAAAUAUAUUUUUCUCUGAAGUUGGCACUGGGAUUUCAUUCAACAGCAUCCUCCUCCUCUUCCAUAUCCUCGAGUUUCUUCUUGAAAACAGGCCCCGGACCAUUGACCUGCUCAUCAGUCUCUUGGCUCUCAUCCAUUUUGGGAUGCCAAUGAUCAUGGAGAUCACAGCUGCUGACAUUUUUGCAUCAUGUCAAUCCCUUGUCCACUUGCACAGGUUUCUGAGGGGCCUCUCUCUUUGUGCUACCUGCCUGCUGAGUGUCCUCCAGGCUGUCACCCUCAGCCCCAGAAGCUCCUACUUGGCAAAGUUCAAACAUAAAUCCCCACAGCACAGCCUGUGUUCCCUUCUUGUGCUGUGGGUCUUCUACAUGUCCUGUGGAGCUCACUUCCCAUUCUCCUCUGUUGCUGACUACGUUACCUCACAUGGGCUCACAUCUAUCACUGAAUCCUGCAUUAUUUUACCCAUGAGUUCUAUCAGUAGGCGCUUAAAUUCCAUAGUGAGGAUAUUUUGGGAUGUGUCCCUUAUAGGUCUCAUGGUCCUUUCCAGCGGGUACAUGCUGGCUCUCCUGUGCAGGCACAAGAAGCAGGUCCGGCAUCUCCACAGCACCAGCCUUUCUCCUAAAGCAUCUCCAGAGCAAAGGGCCACCCGGACCAUCCUGCUGCUCUUGAGCUUCUUUGUGGUGAUGUACUGCUUGGACUGCAUCCUAUCUGCCUCCAGACUUAUGCACAGCAGUGACACAAUCUACCACAGUAUUCAGAUGAUGGUCUGCAACAGCUAUGCCACCAUCAGCCCUUUACUGCUAAUUUGUUCUGAAAUGAAUUACUUUUUGAAAUCCUUGGGGGGUGGGCGGGUAGUAAAUGCUUAA
Phodopus roborovskii (desert hamster) is the source of this 903-nucleotide messenger RNA. Its product is annotated as vomeronasal type-1 receptor 90-like. The record is from RefSeq and is a predicted model, not a curated record. Gene Ontology annotation, biological process: G protein-coupled receptor signaling pathway. Gene Ontology annotation, cellular component: membrane. Gene Ontology annotation, molecular function: pheromone receptor activity. NCBI's taxonomy places the organism in Eukaryota, Metazoa, Chordata, Mammalia, Rodentia, Cricetidae.